AUGAGAUCUACAAGAUCAAACAAGAUAUUUGAAAUGGCGAAGACAGUGGGUACCAGGAAUCAAGACAUGAAUGCAAAUGCUGAGAUAUAUAAUUUUAAUAGCGAGGAAAACAAUGAUGUCGAUUCAACAGUAAAAUUUAAAGUGAGAAAAUAUUUUGAAUCCCAAGAUAUUGAAACAGAAAACCGUCAAUGUUCAGAUUCAUCAUUGACCUUUGCUGAUUUGAAAACAAUGCCCGCAUCAGAUGAACUUUCCGUUUCGUCAGUCUAUGAAGAUUCUGAGUCGUCUUAUAAGCUAUCCGCACAUAGUACUUCAUCUGUAGAUGAACACGAAAAUUCGUCAAAAACAUCGAUUAACUUAGAAACAAGUGUAAAAUCGCUGGAUUUCGAAAUACCAUCAACAUCAGUGCAAAGUAAAGCCGUAGAUUACAACUACACAGCGCCUGUAGAAAUGUCCAAAAAGACGGCCCUUUCAAAUAAAAGAAUUUGGGAUAAAAAGGAUUCAUGUCUAUUUUGUGAAGAACAAGUUACCAACUUUACGCGGCACCUCACAAGAAAACAUUCUGAAGAAACAGAAGUUGGAAAAUAUUUAGCUCUAAAGAAAGGUUCAAAAGAGCGAAAAAAUAUGGUUGACCAACUACGUAAGCGAGGUAAUUUUUUUAAUAACAUAGGUGGUGCGCCAAAAAUCAAAACUGUACGAAGGCCUAAUGAGUUCGGUGAACCAUCAACAGCAAAAAACUUUUUACCUUGUAAGUUUUGUUUUGGACUGUAUAAAAAGAACUAUCUGAGGCGACAUAUAAAAAAAUGUACUUUAAAAAAAGACGAAAUUGGUGGUAAACGGAAAAACAUUCAGGCAAAUGCUCAAUCACUUUUGUUGGCUUUUUCAAGCGAGGAUACCAGGCUAGUUGAAGAAGUGUUCCCUAGAAUGGCACCUGACGAAAUAUCUUUGGUUGUCAAAAGUGAUCCACUAAUUCGUGCUUUUGGUACGAGGUACAUAAAAUGUCAUAGAGAGAAACAUUUAAUUGCAGUAGUGUCGAAUAAAAUGAGAGAACUUGGUAGGUUUUUGUUGGCCAUGCGUAAGUCUGAGAAGAAUUGUCAAUCACUACAAGAUUGUCUGAAGCCUGAGUUAUUUGAUAAGAUCAUAUAUUGUACAAAAGUUGUUGCUGGAUACGACGAUAAGUCUGACAAAUUCGGAGCACCAUCAUUGGUCCUGAAACUUGGGACAUCCCUAAAACAGUGUUGUGACAUUGCCGAGUAUUUACUUUUAAAAAAGUCUACAUCUUUGACUCCUUCUACAAACACCAAUCAAGAUAUUUCAAAUAUCAAGAGCGUUGAAAAUUUAAUAACCAAACAAUGGUCCUAUGAAUUAUCUACCAACGCAUCAAAAGAACUAUACCAAAAAAAAUGGAACAAGCCGGCAUUUUUACCAUUAACCUCAGAUAUAAAGAUUUUUAGAAACCAUUUAUUAUCUGUAGAAAAAACAGCAUUGACUAAUUUGAAGAAAAAUCCAAUGGAUUUAAUGUCUUUUAGGGCAUUACAGGAUACAGUUCUUACUCAAUUAAUUUUAUUAAACCGUAGACGUGCAGGUGAAGUACAACGGAUGCUAUUAAAAACUUAUUUAAAUUGCACAAAUGAAGUACCGCAAGAAGAAAUAAAACUAUCACUUUCUGCAGUUGAACUCGAAUUAACCAAAAAAUUUAAAAGAAUUGUAAUUCGAGGUAAAAGAGGUAGAGGUGUACCCAUUUUAUUUACACCAAAAAUGCAAAAAAAUUUAUCAGUACUAAUUCAUGUUCGUAAACAUUUUUGUGAUGAAAAAAAUGAGUUUUUAUUUGCAGUUCCGAACAACGAGGGAAGUAGUCUAAGAGCUUCUGAAGUUGUUAGGAAAAUGGCAAAUGCUAGUGGUGCCAAGAACCCAUCAGCUUUAACAUCGACAAAAUUGCGCAAACAAGUAGCUACAGUUGCUCAGCUCUUAAAUUUUAAUGAUGGAGAUGUUGAGCAAUUAGCUAAUUUUAUGGGCCAUUCAAAGGAGAUACACAAAUCCUUUUAUAGAUUGCCGGAAAGCACAUUUCAAAUUGCGAAGGUUAGUAAGUUCUUACUCAUGAUGGAAAAGGGAGAAGCAGAAAAAUACAGAGGGAAGAACUUUGACGAAAUUGAUGUAAAUGUAGAUGGACUUGUGUCAGAGGAAAGCUGCAAUAGCGACACCGAUUUCAGUGGUUCAGAUGAGGAAGACAACACAGAAGAAACUAUUCUAAAAACCACUGACCUGGAAAAUAUUGAAAUAGAAUCAAUUUCUCCACAACCAAAAACAGCACAACCACAAAAAUCCACACCGACCACACCUCAACCUCGAACAACUAGAAAUAAUAAAAGAAUAUGCAAGGAGAAAAAAUUUAACAGAGUACCAUGGACAGAAGAUCAAAAAAAUUUAACUACUAAAUACUUUCAAAAACAUGUUCUUUUAAAAAUUCCUCCAAAAAAAAAUGAAUGUGAAGAUUUCAUUAAGAAAAACACUAAAACUAUGACAGGAAAAGACUGGAGAAAAAUUAAGACGUUCGUUUACAAUAUCUAUAAAAAAUAA
This is a messenger RNA of Macrosiphum euphorbiae (potato aphid), 2574 nucleotides long. The record is from the annotation of a GenBank genome assembly. Lineage: Eukaryota; Metazoa; Arthropoda; Insecta; Hemiptera; Aphididae.